GGCCGCUGCUGCCCGCGAUGCUAGCCGCGCUGCUGGGCGGCGGCGGGGCCCGCACGGGGACCGUUCCGGGCGCCUUGCUGUGCCUGGUGGCGCUGCUGCAACUGCUGGGCUCGGCGCCGCGGGGCUCGGGGCUGGCGCACGGCCGCCGCCUCAUCUGUUGGCAGGCGCUGCUGCAGUGCCAGGGCGAGCCCGACUGCAGCUACGCCUACAGCCAGUACGCCGAGGCGUGCGCGCCGGUGCUGGCGCAGCGCGGCGGGGCUGACGCUCCGGGGCCCGCCGGCGCCUUCCCCGCUUCGGCCGCGUCCUUCUCGCCGCGCUGGCGCUGCCCGAGCCACUGCAUCUCGGCGCUCAUCCAGCUCAACCACACGCGCCGCGGGCCCGCGCUGGAAGACUGCGACUGCGCGCAGGACGAACACUGCAGGUCCACCAAGCGCGCCAUCGAGCCCUGCCUGCCUCGCACCAGCGGCGUGGGCCCAGGCGCGGGAGCGGGCUCGGUCAUGGGCUGCACUGAGGCCCGGCGACGCUGCGACCGCGACAGUCGCUGCAACCUGGCACUCAGCCGCUACCUGGCCUACUGCGGCAAGCUUUUCAACGGACUGCGCUGCACCGACGAGUGCCGCGCGGUCAUCGAGGACAUGCUGGCGGUGCCCAAGGCGGCGCUGCUCAACGACUGCGUGUGCGAUGGGCUGGAGCGGCCCAUCUGCGAGUCGGUCAAGGAGAACAUGGCCCGCCUGUGCUUCGGCCCAGACGCGGGCAACGGUCCGGGCAGCAGUGGCUCGGAUGGGGGCCUGGACGACUACUACGACGAAGACUAUGACGAGGAGCAGCGCGCGGGGACGGCGGGCGGCGAGCAGCCCUUGGACGAUGACGACGGCCUCGCUCGCCCGGGCGGCGGCGCUGCUGCGGCGGGCGGCCGCGGGGACCUGCCCUACGGGCCGGGGCGCAGGAGUAGCAGCAGCGGCAGUGGAGGCCACUGCGCGACCCGAGGCUCCUGGACCCGGCUUGUUUGCUUGCUGCUGCUGCUGCUACUGCUGCUCGGGUCACACUUGUAGCCCUUGCGCCCCUGCGAUCCGGCCGGUUCCCGAGCCGGGCACCUGUGGCUCAGGGGCCGGGGAUGGUCUGGAACACUGACCACACUCUCCCUGGGUGGACAAGGGCCCAGCACAUACCCCAGCCACCAUGCCUGGCCCUCCACUGUGCGGUUUCCAGGCUGCAAAGAUAACCGACUGAUCUAUCCUACCGCCUGGAAUCUGCAGAAUUCAGGACACCCUGCAAAAAGCAACGGAGGCCUGGACUGCUGACCGGUGGGAGUCUUCACAGCCCCAAGGGACUGGGGGAGGGGAUGUUGAAGGGAAUUAGGUUUGCAAAGGGGCCAUUUUUUUGUUUUGUUUUUAAACAGUUUUCCUAUGAGGGGACACAUAGUACUGGUAACGACUUUAAUUGCUUGUGGCCACUGAGAAACACAGCAAUCGUAAGUAAAUGGAAGAGUUCCCUUACCGAUUCAUUCCUGUACUCUUGCGCCGGGUGUGGAGCCGGCGAUUGCCUUGUCUGGGUCCCCGAAAUUACGUCUACAUUAUAACCCUAACCCCCACCUCAGUGCCACUGCCGCUGUUCUGAUCGCUGAACACCACGUGUCUUAGAAUUAAGGGUCCAAAAACCUGGCCUAAAGAGUUACCAUGGUGUUGAACAAUGCAAGUUUUUAUCUUAAAGCUCUGUACUGCCAUCUAGGAAAACCUCUGUGUGGUGUGUGUUUUGUCCUUUUUUUGUUUUGUUUUUUGUUUUUUAGUUUGUUUUGUUUUGUUUUGACCAAGAAAUUCUAAGUUUGAAUAUGCAGAGAUCGAGUAUUGCCUCUGCCCUAUCGGGGUCUUCCACCCUGGUACGUCGUAUAUAAACUGUAUUAAAACUGGGGUUUCUUACCAGUUGCUGUACUUUGUAUAUAGAAUUUUUAUAAAUUGUAUGCGUCAGAAAUAAUUUAUUUUUAAAAAGAAAUUAAAAACUUUAAAUCUGCAUCAAUGUUACAUCACCCCCAUCCAGGAAAUGUAUAGAACACAUUGGUCACCCGGAACCCACUCACACAAGCCCAUUUUAAAGUGUGCCCUGUGUAGAGCAGUCUUAAAAAUGUACAGUGUAUUUUACAGAUUUGAAGUAACGUUCUUAUUUUCAAGAGAAUUUAUGGACAUUGUAGAAAUGUAUAAAUGCAUUUCCAAACUGCCUUAAACAUUGUAUUUUUAUAGACAUCAUUUUUAAAGUCCUGUGUUUUAAAUAACUAUGACUUUGUGUAUCUUUUGGUUGUUUUAUUAAGAAUGCACACAUCAGUAAAGAGUUUCAACAGUG
Messenger RNA from Peromyscus maniculatus bairdii (prairie deer mouse), 2334 nucleotides. It is a transcript of the gene Gas1, whose product is annotated as growth arrest specific 1. NCBI's taxonomy places the organism in Eukaryota, Metazoa, Chordata, Mammalia, Rodentia, Cricetidae. The record is from RefSeq and is a predicted model, not a curated record. Gene Ontology annotation, biological process: regulation of cell cycle. Gene Ontology annotation, cellular component: plasma membrane.